Messenger RNA from Penicillium cataractarum, 1971 nucleotides. RefSeq names its product DUF2985 domain-containing protein. The coding region runs from base 1 to 1971 and encodes 656 amino acids. The record is from RefSeq and is a predicted model, not a curated record. Lineage: Eukaryota; Fungi; Ascomycota; Eurotiomycetes; Eurotiales; Aspergillaceae. The transcript is spliced from 4 exons.
AUGGAUCCCAUCGAGCCCGUGGAAGGCUCAACAGCCCCGGCUGGUGUUCCGGAGCAGCCACAGUCCGCCGAAGCAUCGUCCUCGCGGCCAACGCUACGCCCAAGAGCCCCUUCAAACCGUACGCGCCGGCCUAGUAUUCGUCUGUCGCGCCUACCUUCUCUCUCGUCAUUGGAUACGGUCAACACCCAGCAGCCACAACAGGUGCUUUCAGACAACCAACCCGGUCCUUCCUUGACCCGCCAGGUUUCCGUCAGAUCGCCCGUGCAGGAGGAGGAUGAAUCAUGGCAGUCUGGUCGGCGACGCAGCAACUCUGAGCCGCGACCAGGACGAUGGUCUUCUCCCCCACAGCACGUUCUCGCACGAGUGGCAACACCCAUGGGAUGCUUGACUGAAGAAUCAUCUCACCAAAGCCCAAUGCCACUAUCUCCAGAGGAGGAACUCUCUGCACAGCGAACGGCGGAGGACCACCUCCAACCGCCACCACCGGCACUCGCUCGCCCGGCAAGCCUGCUGCGCCGAACCAGUCAAGCCGCUUUGAACCGAUUCUCCCGCAAUCGCGCAUCGACAGUAAGCGGAGCGCAGCCAGCCCUCGAGACGAAUAAAGAGCAGCCCAUCACCGAAUAUGGAUCUCACGUGGUUGACGUGCUGGACGUGAUCGACCCGGAGGUCUCGGCUCUGUCGACCCUCACCAAUGUGCAAAACUCACUGUUCAUUCCCAAUCUGGGCGGUUUCAUCAAUCGCAUGCCCACAUAUCAAUUGUCGAGAGCACCUCCCUCUGAUGAGGAGCAGGGAACGUCCACGGACGAGGCAGAAUCCUUGGAGGAAAGACAAAACAAGGAGCGGCCGGCAUUGGAACACUUGCGUCCCUUCUCAAGCAUGCCGUCCGUGCUUCAGGGUCCGCGGUAUGCCGUUCUGCCCGAGGGCCAUGAGCUAGAGGGAUGGACCAAGGAGGACUUUGCCGAAUUGAAUGAUCACGUCCGGCAUAUGCUACACUCUCGUCGGUCCAAAUUCAAGCGAUCGAUGAGGGGAUUCGGUCAAUAUGUACGAAGGCCACUGGGAUUCCUUGUCACCCUUUACGCAACUCUCAUUACCCUGUUUGGUCUUGCUUGGGUACUCUUCUUGAUUGGUUGGAUCAAUGUCGGCGGGAAACAGUUAUAUGUCAUCAAUGUCAUUGACAACGUCCUUGUGGCGCUUUUCGCCAUCAUGGGUGAUGGACUGGCCCCCUUCCGAGCUGUUGACACUUAUCACAUGAUUUUCAUUGCGCGUUAUACAAUGUUGACUUGGAAGAUCCGUGAGAAGCGGAAGCUUCCUGAUCUCAGAGACAAGAACGAUCUUCCCGCCCAGCAUGAAAAGGAUGCGGAGGUUGACUUUGCCGAUACCCCCAAGGAAGAGGAGCAUGAGUACUCUGUACUAGAUGCCCGCCAGCAGGAGCGUCUGAUGCACCAUCAGGCCAAGUUUGCCAAGUCACAUACUUUCUACAAGCCGCAUGAGACGGUCACUCACCACGCUUUCCCUCUGCGCAUUCUCAUCGCCAUUGUCGUUCUCCUCGACUGCCACUCGCUGCUCCAGAUGGCGCUGGGUGCUUGCACCUGGAGUAUGGAAACCCCGGGACAGCGACCCUUCGCCCUGACUACGGUCAUCCUGUGCUUCUCUAUCACAUGCAACAUCACCGGUGGUGUUUUGAUUAUGAUUGGUGAUCGUCGUACACGCAAGAAGGAUGUCGUGGAGCGCCUGUUCCGUCAAGAGUUGACCGAGGAAGCCAUGAAGAAGAUGGAGAAGCGCAAAGUCAAGGAGGAACGCAAGAGUAUGCAACUCGAGCGCGAAGAGCGUAAGAGCAUGCAAGUCGACCAUGAAGGACGCAAGAGCACGCAACUGGAACGGAAAGAACGUGCGAGUAUGCAGGUCGACCGCAAAGAGGUCGGGCCCGAGAGUCCGCAGCACGAACGCCCCGAUCCGUUCAACAGCGCCUAA